Molecule: messenger RNA, 1182 nt
Organism: Parnassius apollo (apollo)
Lineage: Eukaryota; Metazoa; Arthropoda; Insecta; Lepidoptera; Papilionidae
Source: the annotation of a GenBank genome assembly
AUGGACAUCGACGAGAAGGUAUCGGGCCCGGGAGGUGCUUCGCAGAAGAACUGGACGCAUUUGAACACAAGUAAUGAGUUACCGUUGGAAAUGCGCUUUAACCAUGGACACAUGGUGUCUAUCACAGUGUACACUGUACUGAUGAUAAUCUCAGCGACGGGAAACUUAACAGUGUUGACGCAAUUACUGAAAAGGAGGAGGGCCGCCCGCGCGAGUCGACUAGAUGUUUUACUUAUGCAUUUAGCAGUGGCCGAUCUUAUGGUUACAUUCCUGAUGAUGCCGCUGGAGAUCGCGUGGGCGGGGACGGUGCAAUGGUUGGCCGGCGACUUCAUGUGCCGCCUUAUGAUGUUCACGAGAACAUUCGGACUCUAUCUCUCUAGCUUCGUGCUCAUAUGUAUCGCAAUUGAUAGAUACUUCGCUAUUUUAAAACCACUGAACGUAGCCUGGGAGGCGCGAGUUAGGAAGGCAUUAGCUACAGCAUGGAUAUGCGCCGGCCUUGCUAGCUUGCCACAGAGUUUUAUAUUUCAUCUAGAAGAACAUCCGGAUGUCACAGGAUACUUUCAAUGCGUUUCAUAUGGAUCCUUACCAACGGAACGUCAUGAGUUUGCCUACUUCCUGGUGAACAUGACACUGAUGUACGUGGCGCCGUUGGUGUCCACGCUGUACUGCUCAUCUGCUGCUUUGGCUGAGAUCAUUCGAAGAUCAAACACUUCAAAUGACAAAAUGCGUCGCAGCGGUGUCGGUAUACUCGGACGAGCACGAGCGAGAACUCUGAAAAUGACUGUCACUAUAGUCCUAGUAUUUUUCGCGUGCUGGUCGCCUUACUAUUGUUACUGCCUUUGGUAUUGGAUAGAUAAGGAAUCCGUAAGAAGCUUGGAUCCAGCGUUCCAAAAAGCCAUGUGGCUAUUUUCAUGCACAAACUCCUGUGCCAACCCUAUCGUGUAUGGCGUAUUUAACAGAAACCGCUGGCAUUCAGGACCGAAUGCAAGGUAUCGAACUGGCAGCAUGAGAAGAGGAUCACGAUUUCCAUAUGGCGACUCUAUGGAAAUAUCAGCGGCGACUCUAGUUCGUGCACGAAGCUCCUUCCAAAAUGAAAGAAGAGAUUCAACUUUCAAUUCCAAAAAUGGAACUCAAACGCAACUCAAUCAUAACAACAACCUCGUUGGUAACGGCAUCGUUUAA